AUGAUUGACCGUAUCUUAAAAGCGGGUAGAGAUGAAGAUUGGAUUUUGGCAACAAAAUUACUCUAUGAACAUUGGACAGAAAAUUGUCCUAAAGUUUUUGUUGAAAAAACUGAAAAUCCAUGGUUAUCUAAUAUAAAUGAAGCUAGAGUUUAUGAUGAAUUAAUUAGGCCAAUAGCCUCAUUGUAUAUAGGAGAAGAAAUAAAACCAGCUGAUUUUGAAGAUGAUGAGGAUCGUGGAUGUUCUUUACAACGUCUUGCUAAUGAGUAUGGUUGUAGUGUUGAGAAUGAUGGUAAAGGACAAAUUUGUGGAAAACGUUUUGAAAAUGGUGAAUUAACAUACCAUUGUAAAGAUUGUGAAGCUGAUGGUACGUGUGUUUUAUGUAAAGAAUGUUUUGAAAGAUCUGAACACCGUAAUCAUAAUCAUAAAGUUACUGUUUCUAUUGGAGGAGGUUAUUGUGAUUGUGGUGAUCCAGAAGCAUGGAAAAAUGACUUUGCCUGUGAUGACCAUAAACCAAUUGAAACAGAAGAUGGUAUGGAAACACAAUCACUUAUAAUUCAGAUACCGCCGCAAAUAGAAUCACGUCUUAAACAGCUUACACUUAGUGUUAUUUUAUAUUCAAUAUCUGUAUUAGUAUCUGAUGGUGAUGAAAAAUUAUCUAAUCUUUUAAAUUUAUCUAGUAAAUCUAAAGUACAGAAUAACUUUCAAGCUAUAUUAUACAAUGAUGAGACACAUACUUAUGAUGCUGUUAUAAAGGCUUUAGUUAAUGCUAUAAAUGUUUCUGAUGAAACAGCUUGUAAGAUAGCAACAAUAAUUGAUAAGGAAGGCCGUGCAGCUGUCAAAAUUGGGGCAAAAAGUGAUUGUGAAAAAGUUAGGCAAAUAAUAACAAAAAAGACUAGUAGAGAAAAUCCAACAAAUAAAAGCAAAAAAGAAGGGCCAUUAGAAGUUAAAGUUCUUAGUUCAGUGACUGUAGCUGUUCAAGAUUUUGCCUUCUUUUUAUUGAAAUGGUUAAAUAAACAAAUGACAAUUUUUACACCACUUCAAAGUAUUGUUGCAGAUAUUUGUCUAAAUAGAUAUUGUAAUCCUGAUAGUACUAUUGAUAAUUUAUGUUCAGCACCAACAAUAACUAAAGAGAUAAAUGAUAAAUCUGAUGAUGACGAUGAUGUACAAGCAAUGGAUGUUGGUACUGAAAAAGUUGAAAGUUUAAGAAUAAUUGAUUCUAUUACUGAUGAUGUUCAAACAUUUUUUGAUACUUUAACAAAACCACGUGAACAAAUACCUAAAUCUGAUGCAGAAUUAGCUCGUGAAAGAUGUAGUGGAAGAAAAAAAGAUAAUGGUGAUAUAAUUAUAGCACUUAUGAUAAAGGCUAAUAUUAAAUGGUGGAAAUCUGUACGCCUUACAACACAAUCUUUUAUUAUGACGGCACUGGUACGGCGUCUUGACUACAAAAUCCAAUUUUCAAGAUUAUUUAUAGCACAUUACAAAAAGUUACUGAAAGAUUAUUGUUUAGAUGAUCAUCAUCAGUCAGCAUCUGUCUUAUCUUUAACUGUUCAAUAUUUCACUGUACCAACUGUUGCUAAAGCAAUUAUAGCUGGUGAUAAUGCUUUUGGUGUAUGUAUGCAAACAAUUAUAAAGUUAAUGAAUUCUUAUCUAAAAAAAGCUAAAUAUAAUCAGGCAUUAGAUGUAUAUGAUUUUCAAGAUGGUGCUUAUGGAAAACAUCCUUUUUAUGUUAAAAGAUUAUCAACUAUUCUUGUUGAUGUACAAUAUUUAUUACAAUCUGUUCCUUCUCAGGAUGAAUGGACAUCUGAAUUAAGGGCGGGUUUUCUUCAUGGUGUUGAUGAUUUACUUCGAUUUCUUGGAUAUAUUCAAGAUAUGAAUCAGACAGUUAAACACUAUGGUGAACAUCAAGUAUGGGAAAUGGAAUGGGAAACAGCAUUUUAUCUUCAAUUGUUUCUUCAAAAUGUUAUUCCACUUGUUGUUGAUUGGGCAAUAUCUGAUUUUGAAGUUUACAAAGAAGUUUUCAAAAGAGUAUAUGAUAAAAUAAAGGAUUUAAUUAGUAAACAUCCAGAAAUGUCAGCUUCAAAAAAAGAAAUUACAAUAAAUGGAAUUACUGCAUCUUGUAUUGAUUUCAAUAUUAACUGGAGACCAAUAUCAAUUCAUCAACCUAUAUGGAGAAUAUUUGCUGCACUUUUUACAGCUAAUAAUAAAACAUUUUUAAAAGAUAUUACAACAAAUGCUUCUGGUAUUAGACUUGAAUGGGAACCAACACCAUAUCGUAUGCAUUUAGAUUUAGCCAUUAUGUCUGAACCAGCAUUAAGAUGUAUUGUAUUUUAUAAUCAGGUAACAUUAGGAAUGUGGAGAAAAAAUGGUUUUGGUGUUGUUAAUCAAUGCCAUAAUUACAAUUCAGCUAAUUGUCGUGGUGAAAUGUUUGAUAGAGAUAUAAUUUUACUUCAAGCAACAGCUGCUCUAACUGAUUCUGAUCAAUUUCUUAUUAGAAUAAUUCAUAGAUAUGGUCUUAACAAUUGGGCUAAUUUAGAUUUUGAUUAUGAUUUAUUAAAAGCUAACCAUGAAGCUUCUUUAGCUAAUGAUGCUGCUACCAAUAAUAGUAAUAAUGAAGAUGCAAUUACACGUAUACCCAAUAAUAGGACAAGAUUUUUAAGAACAACUAUUGUUGGUACAGAUUUUAGAAUGGAUACUGUAUUUGGUCAUAAUAAUCAAACACCACCUAAUCAAUCUCCAUUAUUGGAAGAUUCAUCAAAACAUUUAACUGGUCUUGCUGAAGAAAUGUUAAAUUUAGUAAUUUAUCUUGUUUGUGAACGAUAUGUAAAAGGAGUCGGAAAGGUAACUUUACAAGAUAUUUUGGAAAGAGAGAUAAUUCAUAUGUUAUCAAUAACUUCUUUACCAUAUUCAAGAAUUGAAAAAAUUACUAAUUGGGGAGAUUUUACAGAGGAGUUACUUCAAAGUUGUUUACAAAAUGUUGCUACAUAUUCACAUCCAGAAAAAUCUGUUCCAGGAAUAUUUACUUUGAAAGAGGAAAUUAAACCAUAUUUUUCACAAUAUUUUUAUCAUUACAAUAAAACAGAAUCUUCCAGAGCAGAACAAACACAAAAGGAAAGUAGAAGAAAUUUAGAUCUUGAAUUGAGAUGUUGUCCACCUCAUGAAUUACCUGAAUUUGAUGAUUUUUAUAAAAAUGUACCAAAUAUUCUUAAAUGUACAAUUUUUGUUUGCCUUCAGAAAGCUAUUUUAGAAAGAUUUAUACGUAAAAGUCGUUUUAGUUCUGAAGGUUUAGUUAAUCGUGUAUGUUAUACUAUAUGUCUAGCAUUAAAUGAACAAAGAAGGCAUAAUAAACCUGAUACAUAUGAUUAUAUAAGUAUUGGAGAAAAUUAUGGAAUAUUAAAAUUAUUAGAAGGAACUUUAACAGCAUCACCAUCAUCAAAUUGUUGUGAUAUGAUAACAUAUACCAUACAAAAAUAUGAAGAAGUUCUUGCAUGGUGUUCUGGUAAAGAAAUUGUUAAAGAAAAGAUUAGUGAAACUAAAGAUUUACAGGAUGAAAUUGAUAAAGCAAACAAAAGAGCUGAAAAAGCUAAAAGACUUAGGGAACAGGCAAUGAAAAAAAUGAUGAAUAAGGCUUCUAAUUUUAUGAAAAAUUCUACAAUGAAUGAAAGUCCUAAAGAAGGUAUAACAGCAACUACAUCUCAAUCACCAAGACUUUUAUCUGUAAUGGAUGAUGAUGAAGAGACAGGAGAAAUAGUAAAUGACAAAGGAUUCCCAGUUUGUUUAGGAGCUCAUAAAUCAGAAAUAUUACCUAUUGAAAAAAAACAAAGUCUUUGUAUUUUAUGUCAAGAUACAGGAGAUUUGAAAUUUGGAAAAACUGGUUUUGUAUGUUGUGCAUUUGCUUAUAAAAGUUAUCUUUUUACUCAAAAAGAUUACAUUAACUCAAAAAGUAAUAAUAAUUUAGAUGUAUUUGUUGAUGCUUAUGUACCAGAAUCUUUAGCUAUUAUGACAUGUGGACAUACAAUACAUUAUCAAUGUUUCAAAAAUUUCCAAGAAGCAUAUAAAUCAAGGAAUAAUUCAAGAACAACAAAUACUCAUAAUACCAGGAUCAUUGAUAUUGAUGGUGGAGAAUAUUUAUGUCCUUUGUGUAAAAGAAUAAGUAACUGUGCUAUACCAUAUAUUCCUCAUCAAGAUUUUAGUGGUAUUACCAAAUUAUCAUUACAUACUUUAUCAACUAAAGAUGAAGAUUUUAGUACAUGGUUACUUAAAUAUAGAACAGCUGUUAAAGGACCUUCAAAAAAAAUUCGACCUACUGAUGAUAAACAACCAUAUAAAGGACAUUCAAGAAAAAGAUCCCACUCUGAGAGAAGUUUAUUAGAUUUAGCUAAACAAGGUGAUAAACCAUUUAUUGAUAAUAAUCUUUCAUCAACACCAGCACCUAAAUUUGUUUCUGAAGCUUCUUUAUCAAUAAAUGCAGAUGUUGGUGAUUCAGCAACAAAUACACCAAAUAGUGAAGCUUUUCGUUCAUCAACAAAUAUUGGUUCCAUUGAUUCAUCAUUUUUUGAUACAGUAUCACCAAAAAAUCUUCUCUCAAAUUUUAAACAUAUGAAAAAGAAGGCAUACCUUUAUAAAAGUAGAAAAGAUUCUAUACCAAGGAUAAUGAGAGAUACAGAUAUGAUAUACAAUUUUAUUAAUGAAAUGGCUGAAUUUAGGAAAGAAUCAUUUACAUCUAAAGAUCAAAAUCAAAAAUAUUUAAAAGUUUGUAAUAUAUGGCAUACAUGUGUCUUUAUUUUAAGGCAGGUAGCUGGUAUUUUGGAAGAAGAAAAUAAACCUUUGUUUGGUGCAUUAAAUUUUAGGCAAAGAGAAUCCUUGAAAUGUUUGACUAGAAUGGCAACAGCAAGUUCCAAUUUUAUUUCAAGUAUUAAUAGUAGAAGUUUAACUACAAUUCUUCUUCAACCAUUAUUAUAUCCAUUAAAUGCUAAUGAUGGAGGUAAAAGUAGCAAAGAAGACAAGACAACAUCACCAUUUCCUGUUUUGUCUAAAUUUCAUGUAUCUUUAAUGCAACGAGCUAACUCUAUAUCAUCAGAAGAUAGUAAUAAUCAAAGGAAUCGUGAAGUUAAAUCUCCUGAACAUGAUAUGGGACAAGAAACAUUAUCAACAAAAGUUGCUAAUAGAAUUAAGAAACAAGAUAGUAUAUUAAAUAUAGAUUGUCUUACAUUGGCAUUUGAUCUUAUUAUGGUAAUUGGACAUACAUCAAUUAAUGGAGAAGUUUAUCUUCAUGAUAGAUAUAAUGAAGCUUCUUUUAAUUUAGUUGUUGAUGGUAGUCAAGAUGAAUUAAAUGUUAUUCAAUUAGUUUUGUAUGCUCAUAUUUUCCAGAUAUUAGCUACAUUUGAAAAUAAUGAAAGUGAUGAUAUAGAUAUGCCUAUACAAGAUGAAACAUAUUUUAAAAUAAUGGAUAUUGUUAAUGCUAUAGGAAAAGAUGAUAAACAAUUUGUUAAAAAUAUUGAAAGAAAUUUUUCAAAAGUUAAAGAAAAUAUUAUCAAAGGAAUUUUAGGAUAUCUUAGGCCUUUAGCAAUAUUUUAUCGUACAUUAACAUUAAUACCACCACCAGAAGUUUUAAAAGAUCCUGGUUUUGAUCAAUUAUCACCAUUAUUAAGAUAUAUGGGUUUACCAUCAUCACUUGAAGAAUUAUUUUCUGUUGAAGAUAUAUUACCUCUUUAUGAAAUGUGGGGAAAACAAUUACCAAAUAAAACAAAUGGAUUAAAUAAUCAAAUUUAUGUUAAACAACCAAUAACAAUAAAUAAAUUAAUAGAUUUACCAAAAAAUUUCAUUGAAAUUAUUGUUGAAGCUUCUAAAUUUAGGUGUCCUUCAUCAUUAAGAAUUGAUAAUGUCUCUUCGAAUCCUUCAUUAUGCCUUGUUUGUGGAAAAAUUCUUUGUACACAAUCAAUUUGUUGUCAAACAAAGAUAAACAAAAAUGAAGAGAUAGGUGCUGGUAAUUUACAUAUGCAAACAUGUACUGGUCAGAAUGGCCUUUUCCUUCGAAUGAGAGAAUGUAUAAUUGAAGCUGUGACAACAAAAAAUCGUGGAGCUCAUUAUAGUGGACCGUAUGUUGAUAAGUAUGGUGAACAGGAUGGUGGCAAUAAACGUGGUAACAUGUUAUUUUUCAGUGAACAUUUAUAUUCUAAAUUUAAAAAAGCAUGGCUUCAUCAGGAUGUUGUUGAAAUGAUUAUAAAUGAAAAUGAAGUUAAUCAUAGGUUGUCUAUUUACGAAUGGCGACAAUUUUAA
This is a messenger RNA of Strongyloides ratti, 6276 nucleotides long. Its product is annotated as E3 ubiquitin-protein ligase UBR2. Bases 1 to 6276 code for a protein of 2091 amino acids. The record is from RefSeq and is a predicted model, not a curated record. Gene Ontology annotation, biological process: ubiquitin-dependent protein catabolic process via the N-end rule pathway; protein ubiquitination. The transcript is spliced from 3 exons. Gene Ontology annotation, molecular function: ubiquitin protein ligase activity; zinc ion binding. Lineage: Eukaryota; Metazoa; Nematoda; Chromadorea; Rhabditida; Strongyloididae. Gene Ontology annotation, cellular component: ubiquitin ligase complex; cytoplasm.